UUAUUCCGAUAAUUCUUGUUCAUCACUAGUCGCGGCACUAUUUACUUAUAUGUAUGUACAUAUAUGUAUAUAUAAACACACACAUGACAACUUAGUAAAUAGAAAUGAAUAGAACCGUACAACCUCGGAUAUUAAUAAGUUCCUUAAAACACUGGCCACGCCGCUAUGCAGCUGACCAAGCAGAGGCACGGCCUAAAAAGCAUUCGGCGUGCAUUGGUCUUACACAACCACCGGAUCCGCAGUCGGUGAAAACGGACUAUAUUGGCCCGCCAGAUCCGAUAUCCAAUUUACGUCCCUAUGUGCGGCAUUACGAUGCGAAUGAAACGGAAUUAGCUAAGAAAUUACGUUUGCUACGCAUCGAAGUGGAAAAAUGGAAUAUGAAUUUCUGGACGAAGCACAACUCGCGGUUUUAUGAGGAAAAAGAGGACUUUAUAAAACUACACAAACUCAGCGGAACCAAUGAAAUUAGCGCCGAUCAAAUGAGUGUUUUUUAUAAAUCAUUUUUAGAUAAAAAUAGACGCAUCCAUAUAAUGUACAAUAUUUCAUGGUAUUUGAAAAAUUUCGAAAUGCUCACGUUAGCCUUUGCCGUAGAAGUGGAAAAGUUAUUAAAUCGACUUAGGAAAAAGACGUAGCAAUCCCCAUUCAGCACAAUCAACAGACAAAAAAGUUUUUAACUUUAAACA
Drosophila arizonae is the source of this 683-nucleotide messenger RNA. RefSeq names its product Cytochrome c oxidase assembly factor 8 (gene Coa8). Gene Ontology annotation, biological process: intrinsic apoptotic signaling pathway. The record is from RefSeq and is a predicted model, not a curated record. NCBI's taxonomy places the organism in Eukaryota, Metazoa, Arthropoda, Insecta, Diptera, Drosophilidae. Gene Ontology annotation, cellular component: mitochondrion.